AUGGUGACGCCGGAUCCGGGAGGCAAGGGCAGAGAUCCUGAAGCGCAUCGCGGAGUCUCUGAGGAAGCCAGAGGUCAAGGAGAUUUGGGUGUUUGUGCAGACACCUUUGACUACUACGCAGAGAUGGCUCCGAAGAUUAUGAAGACGAGCCACCCUUCAACUGGUACAGCCGAAUUCUAUGCGAGGAUAGAGAGUGAGCCCCUGGGUGUCAUUGGGUGUAUCACUCCCUGGAACUUUCCUUUGAUGCAGGCUGUGCUCAAGGUGGCACCAGCCUUGGCUGCCGGCUGCAGCGUGGUGCUGAAGCCAUCGCCCCUGGCGUCCUUGACGUGUUGCGCCUUGGGGGAGUUGGUGGCAGCAGCUGGUGCACCACCAGGAGCUUUGAAUGUCAUCACCGGCGGCCCACCAGAAGCCUUGGAAGGUGGAGGCAGUUCAGGGCAGUAUCUCAUUGAUCAUCACAUGUUGGACAAGGUCUCCUUCACAGGAAGCGGAACGGCUGGCCAGAAGAUGCUUGAGGCGUCUGCAUCCAAACUGCGCCCAACUUGCUUGGAGCUGGGUGGAAAGUCUGCCUUCAUCAUUUUUGAUGCACAGCUCUCGGAUAUCUCAGAUGGUUUUAGUGCGCAUAGGCCAAGCAAAGAUGGAGACGGUCUCCAUGCGAUGCCAUUGGUCCAUUGGACUCUCUUUGAACCCACGAUUCAAAACAAGCAGAUGCAUUGGGAAUCGGUUGAUUCUGGAGGAUCCACCAUCCCAGCUGAGGAUGUGGCAGACUCUUUGGACUCGGUGGUUGACUGGGUCCGAGCCCGGCUCUGCUGUGGGCUGGGGCAGAUCGAAGCAGCAAACGCUGCGAGGCUCAGCUACCAGCCGCGUGCUGGUACAUGA
Messenger RNA from Cladocopium goreaui, 876 nucleotides. Lineage: Eukaryota; Dinophyceae; Suessiales; Symbiodiniaceae. The record is from the annotation of a GenBank genome assembly.